AUGAACCUGGUGGCUGAUAUCAAGACUGGCAAUCUGUCCAUAGACAACGCCUUCAUGUAUGGCAACCACCAUGGUGUGGGCCAGGAAAGCACACAGACCAAGGAGGCGGGCAUUGUUACAAGAGAGAAGUUCUUCGUGUCCCGCAAGCUGUAA
Perkinsus marinus ATCC 50983 is the source of this 153-nucleotide messenger RNA. RefSeq lists its product as hypothetical. NCBI's taxonomy places the organism in Eukaryota, Perkinsozoa, Perkinsida, Perkinsidae. Bases 1 to 153 code for a protein of 50 amino acids. The transcript is spliced from 2 exons. The record is from RefSeq and is a predicted model, not a curated record.